CUCUUGCCAUCCAGGAUGAAGUGGCUGAUGUACUUGGGCGCGCUGGUGCUAGUUUUCCUGAUCGACAAUGUGUGGGGCGACGAUAACGAAGGCCUGGUGGUGGCUCCCUCGCCUGAGGAUGAUCGCGAGGGUGAGGAGGAUGAGUUGUCGAAGUAUGACAUGUACAACAACACCCACAUAAAGAUAUGCGCCAACGUUGCCAAUGGCGUCCACCUGCCCUAUGUCGGCAGCUGCAGCAAGUGGAUCGAGUGUGAGGAUGGGGACAUUAAGGGCAUGGGAGACUGCCAAAGCGGAAACGUUGAAUUAGCCUUCGACCCUGUGUUUCAGGUGUGCACCUAUGUGAGCAAAGUGCAAUGCCAGCCCAAGUGCACGGACUACGCGCUGAGCAGCUACUGCUACGACAACACCUGCUUCAAGUAUGUCCUCUGCUACUAUGGGCGCCCGGUGCUGAGGGAAUGCCACGACGGCCUCCAGUACAACAACGCGACGGAUCGCUGCGACUUCCCCGAGUAUGUGGACUGUGUGGCCAACAAUUGCUCGGCCACGGCACAGCCCGAAAACAUCAUUUACCUGCCCAGCAAAGCCAAGUGCGACAAGUACUUCAUCUGCUCCAAUGGCCGGCCAUGGGAGCAAGAGUGCUCCGCCGGUCUCUACUACAGUCCCGAGUGCAAGUGCUGUGACUUUGCCAAGAACGUCAACUGUACCAAUAAUGCAGUGGCCCGGAACAUCCAGCCCUACUACCGAUCGCCCCUGCGCCGCGCUGACAUCGAGUGCCCGUUGGUGGGAGUCCACUUCUAUCCGCACAAGUCGCGCUCGGACUCCUACUACUACUGUGUGGAUGGCCAUGGUCUGACCCUGGACUGUACUCCGGGUCUGUACUUUGACCCGAAGGUUAACGAGUGCCGAGAGCCAAAGUUUAUUGGAUCCUAAAAAUAAACAAAUGCUAGUUGUUCCCCUU
Drosophila subobscura is the source of this 958-nucleotide messenger RNA. RefSeq names its product protein obstructor-E. Gene Ontology annotation, molecular function: chitin binding. The coding region runs from base 16 to 930 and encodes 304 amino acids. The record is from RefSeq and is a predicted model, not a curated record. The transcript is spliced from 4 exons. Gene Ontology annotation, cellular component: extracellular region. NCBI's taxonomy places the organism in Eukaryota, Metazoa, Arthropoda, Insecta, Diptera, Drosophilidae.